UCGGCUUUAAAAUUCAGCAUUCGGAUGGCAGUGCAGCUCUCACUGUAUACCCGAAGACUGCCGAGUUGAACUCUCCGCUUCCACAUCAGAGCGCGCGCAUUAUCUGCACCAGUGCUGAGUUGUCAUUGCCACCAAUAAGAGCUACACAAUCUACAGGAAAACAAAAGAGACGAUGAGAAGUGGCUUGCUGUUGGCGAUCCUGUCCCUUAUGAUGACAAUCCGAUCAUGCCAGUCCAGCUGCGAAGAGCAGGAACCGCACAAGCCGGAGUCGCAGAAGAGCCCGGUUUUUUCCAACCUCCCGCGUGGUGUUCUGAAGAGAUAUAACGGUAUAGAUUAUGACAGCUUCGUGGGCCUUAUGGGUAGAAGAAGCACCGGUUCAAAUGACUUACCCCCUCCACAGAAAAGAGACAUGCAUGAUUUCUUUGUUGGCCUGAUGGGUCGGAGAAGUUCAGAGUCUGGGAGUACGAGGCCAUGGAGGAGUGAGAGCCCAGCACGGACAGGCGGAUUCUUCUUUAACAAGUGCAAACUGAGGUUUCAGCGCGGUGUGUAGGCCAGUCCCAGCAGCUCCCAGCGGUUCUCACCAGAAACGUCUUAGCAUACUGCCUAGUUUGCUCCUUCUUUUGGUUCCAGAUUUCAGAUGUCAUUAUGUGCAGUGAAAAAAGAAGAGCUUCCAUUUCUUUUGGGGAGGAAAGAAAGAAAUGACUGCGGGACUAAAACUCGAUGCGGAAUUUGCCAGAAGCCCAGUUACACGACUGCAGCCCGGUAGCAAAGAUGUCUGAAAUUUGUAUAUAUUUUUGUAUGUAACAGAUAUUUAUCUGAAAACACAAAGAUAAUAUCUGCAGUAAUAUCCAUCCAAUUACCUUUUUCUUCAAAAAUGUUCAAUAACAGUACAUUUUUUGUAAAUAAACAAGCUAUUUCAUUGA
Anguilla anguilla (European eel) is the source of this 923-nucleotide messenger RNA. RefSeq names its product tachykinin precursor 3a (gene tac3a). Gene Ontology annotation, biological process: positive regulation of blood pressure; tachykinin receptor signaling pathway. The record is from RefSeq and is a predicted model, not a curated record. The transcript is spliced from 7 exons. The coding region runs from base 173 to 550 and encodes 125 amino acids. NCBI's taxonomy places the organism in Eukaryota, Metazoa, Chordata, Actinopteri, Anguilliformes, Anguillidae.